Molecule: messenger RNA, 1350 nt
Organism: Oxyura jamaicensis (ruddy duck)
Lineage: Eukaryota; Metazoa; Chordata; Aves; Anseriformes; Anatidae
Gene: DIRAS3
Product: DIRAS family GTPase 3
Exons: 2
Coding region: 170-766 (198 amino acids)
Biological process (GO): signal transduction
Cellular component (GO): plasma membrane
Molecular function (GO): GTP binding; GTPase activity; GDP binding
Source: RefSeq, a predicted model, not a curated record
ACGAGGAGGAGGAGGAGGAGGCCGGGGGUGCCGCUGCCAUGGGGCCCGGCCCCGCCGGGUUGCGGGAGGGAGCUGCCGGCUGCGGGCCGUCGCUGUGUCGGGCUGUGUAAGCCUGAAGACCUCGGGUGUUUUUCGGUCACGAUCCUCGCCCGCAUCGCGCACGGCAACCAUGCCCGAGCAGAGCAACGAUUACAGGGUGGUCGUGUUCGGGGCCGCCGGCGUGGGCAAAAGCUCCCUGGUCCUCCGUUUUGUGAGGGGAACCUUCCGGGAAACCUACAUCCCCACGAUCGAGGACACGUACCGGCAGGUGAUCAGCUGCGAUAAGAGCAUCUGCACCCUGCAGAUCACGGACACGACGGGAAGCCACCAGUUCCCUGCUAUGCAGAGGCUGUCUAUAUCCAAAGGGCACGCUUUCAUCUUGGUGUACUCCGUCACCAGCAGGCAGUCCAUGGAGGAUCUUCAGCCCAUCUUCGAGCAGAUCUGUCAGAUUAAAGGGGACAUCCAAAAAAUCCCCAUAAUGCUGGUUGGUAACAAAAGCGACGAGACCCAGAGGGAGCUGGAUGCUAGCGAGGGGGAAGCGCUGGCCAGCAAGUGGAAGUGCUCCUUCAUGGAGACCUCAGCCAAAAUGAACUACAACGUGCAGGAGCUCUUCCAGGAGCUCCUGAAUCUGGAGAAGAGGAGAACUGUCAGUCUCCAAGUGGAUGGAAAGAAAUCCAAGCAGCAGAAGAAGAAAGACAAACUGAAAGGCAAGUGCUCUGUUAUGUGAUUGACUUUGGCUGCACUUGCGCACUGCAUGGUGUAAACAGGGCAUGGACUCAUAGAAAAUAUGCUUUUGCUGAAAGGUUCAGAAGGAUCCUUGCCUUACAGGGCUAUUGCUUUUCUGUAAAAUCUCUGGAUUGUUUUGUGUUGGUUUUAAAGGGGAUGGCUUUCUGCAUGUUUAUUUUUUUAAACAAUAAAUGUUCAAUGUUAGUAAUGACGUGAUGACGUUUUUAACGCAAGAAGUUUACAGAAAAAUGUCACUUAGAAACCAACAUCUCUCUUCCUGUGAGUACAUGCUAGUUUUUAGCUAUCUCCAGGCUGCUAGCUUGAAAGAAAUUGUUAUCUAUGAAGUGUGUAUUUCAAAAACCGUUUUCAGGAAUCUUAACAGAGCAAAUCUCCAAUAAAGCUAGGGGUCUGCACUGCAAGUGAUCAUGUCUGUGACUCCAGAUGCGUACACUUUCGGGCACGAAGACUGGCUUGCCUACCAAAGACGUAACUUUUUCAUUGUCCAAAUUGUUUUCCUGUGUGCUCUGCAGCUCCUGAGACUUCUGCAGUUCUGUGAAUGAUUAAAGCUAUAUCUGUGCAUAAUCA